This is a messenger RNA of Elaeis guineensis (African oil palm), 2391 nucleotides long. The record is from RefSeq and is a predicted model, not a curated record. NCBI's taxonomy places the organism in Eukaryota, Viridiplantae, Streptophyta, Magnoliopsida, Arecales, Arecaceae.
UUCAUAAUCGACGGAAUGUCCGAAACUUGUAGCGGAUUCACACCGAGACGACAGCAUGUGCCUUCAUUGCCCUGCUUCAGAAAAAUCAAAACACAAAACGGACGGAUAACGGUAAGAACAAAUCCCCGUGCCUCCUCCCUCCCUCCCUCCCUCCCUCAUCCCUUUCCCACCCUUGUGAAUCCCUAACCUCUCCGAUCCACCGAAGCCCUAAUCAUGGCCAAAACUAUAUUCUCCUAUUCCUUCUCUUUCCUCCCUCGCCCCUACCUCCCCUCCCCUCCCCUCCCCCGCCAUGGCCGUCCCGUGCUCCCCCUCGACAGGCCUCGGCGGCUAGACACCAGCGUCGAGCUGAGCUUCCAGGAGAUUCCGCCUCCCGACGGCCUCGAUUCCUUCGUCGAUUUCCCUGGGAUUGUUUCCCGAGUGGAGGGUCUCCUGUAAAUGCUCGCCGAUGCGGCCGUGGCUGCUGAUCCUUCUUCCACGGGAGCUGAUGCUACCAAGACGGCUCAGAAGAACGGGGUAUGGUUCGGGUUCAUCUCGGACGCCAUGGAAGUAGUUCUUAAGGUGCUAAAAGAUGGCCUUACAGCAGUACAUGUGCCAUAUGCUUUUGGUUUUGCAAUCAUCUUGCUCACUGUUAUUGUUAAGGUGGCAACAUUUCCAUUGACAAAGAAACAUGUGAAUAAUCAUACUGCUAUACAAAAAAUUCAGCCAAAGAUCAAGGCAAUACAGGAGAGAUAUGCAGGCAAUCAGGAAAGAAUACAACCAGAGACAGGCCAUUUAGAUAGGCAAGCUGGGGUGAAUCCAUUGCCAGUCUGAUGGAAGGGUUGCUGGACUUGGGGGACUCGGUUUCGCUGGUUUACAAGCUUAAGCCCAUAAGCAUGGCCACGAGAUGGUCCAGAACCUCCUCUGAACAUGGAAUUCCAAGCAACAGCGGGCAAAUUUAGUGGUCCCAAAAGCCAAAGGUACGACUAAAUUCUCUGCAUCUUUUACCAUGGACGCCUAUUCUUGUUUGAGAUCAGGAUUCGAUGUGAAGACUCCUUAUAUGUCAAACUAUGUUUAUUAAAGAUGUCCAUGAAAAUGCAUGUGGAGAGGAAGAUUGACAUAAAAUAUUCAAUUAUGUCUAACAUGAAAUAAAAUAUAGUUCCAAGGGUCAUCCAGUUUGAAAAACCAGAGUGAUAGCUUUUAUAUCUUAAUUCUAUAUAAAAAAAUAAGACCGUGCAAUUUUGGUAGGAAGAUAUGAUGAAGCUCUGUACUACAUGUGAAAGGCAAUCUUGAAAUUCUUGCUUUAAAUAUUGAUUUAUUUUGUGUAAAAAUUAAUAAUCUAACUAAGAUAGAUUUUCAUUUAGUUGGAAUGAUUAAAUAUAACCCUUUUUAUUCAACAAAGGCAGGCAGACAUUAAAAAGUACAUCUUAUGAAUGGAAAUGAAGAAACAUGAUUUCCCAAGUUAACAACCUCAAAUAUUGGACCUUUCAUGACAAAGUAACACACCCUUAAUUCUUGAAAAAGAACAUGGCCUGCGUUUUAAUGCAAGAAGCUAACUGAUGGUGCAUAAAAUCUAAAAACCAAUCUCAUGAAUAGAAAAAACAUAUAAGUUAGUGCCACAAAAUUAUAGUUAAAAUUACAUGUCAUAAGAAUUUGUUUGAGAAUGCGCUGCAGCCAUCUUAUUGGAAUAGCUUAAGGUUCGAAGCUAACAAUUGCAAAGCUAUAAAUUUAGAAUGGUAGCUUUUUGAUUGCUGUCAUCAUCUUCUGCAUCUUCUCAACCCAAGAGAACUGAGCUGCUAAGUUUUGUCCUACCAAAGACAGAGCUAGCUGCCCAGAUUUCGGCACUGCUGAGAGGGAUAAUGACUCCUUGUCCUCGUUAAGAAACACGAACAACCUAAUAUUUACUGACUCUUUUUUUGAAUACCCCCUAACUCCUUCGCAAUUAAACAUAAAGAAGCUCUUUCAAUUUUAAACACACAGUUUAACUAUCAGAAUAAUUUCACCCAUCCACAGGAGAAAGCCUCUAGACCUACUUACUUGGACUUAAAGCUCAAUAUUACUAUUUCAAGUAUUUAUUAGAUGGGUUUAAAUUGUUCUACGUUGGACCAAGGUCAAUUACAAUUCUCAACUUAAUUUUGCAUGCAGCUAACACAUAGUAUGCUUGAAUGAUGUAUGCAAACAAAUAUUGGUAUGUGAAAUCCAACUGUUUAAAGGAUCAACAUAUUACAUCAAUUUGAAAUUGGUACCAUAUCACCUUGAUCUAUAACAUAAAAGACUUUUUUUACUGCUAACUUGACUUUUAAGCCAAUUGAUGCUGGAUUUGGGGAUUCCUGCUCCUGCUGUGACUAAUUUUUUGUGCUGCAAGCAAAUGUAGUGAUUAGAAUAAUAUGAAUAUGCUCAUAUAAAUACCUAUUC